Archocentrus centrarchus (flier cichlid) is the source of this 2696-nucleotide messenger RNA. It is a transcript of the gene hnrnpd, whose product is annotated as heterogeneous nuclear ribonucleoprotein D. Gene Ontology annotation, cellular component: chromatin; nucleoplasm. NCBI's taxonomy places the organism in Eukaryota, Metazoa, Chordata, Actinopteri, Cichliformes, Cichlidae. Gene Ontology annotation, molecular function: RNA binding. Bases 310 to 1266 code for a protein of 318 amino acids. The record is from RefSeq and is a predicted model, not a curated record. The transcript has 8 exons. Gene Ontology annotation, biological process: regulation of gene expression.
AGCGACGGCGACAAAAACAGAGCGGCGCUUCCAAGUCACCUCUCAAAAAUUGUCGUAACUGAACCUAAUUUUUGCCUUACGGAGGGUCCAUUCUGUCCAAAUUCAUAUUAACCUCACAUUUGGUUCACGUAAACUAACUAGUUAGUUUGUUCUAAUUAGCGCCAGAAAUUUUAUUUAACAGUAUAUGAUAUCAAAACAAAGCUCACAGAAGCCAGUCAGCUAGCUUAGCUCCAGCAGAGAUUUCUGACGUAGCUUUUAGUUUCCAAGGUGCAACUUUAGUUAAAGACUAGUUCCAGAAAAAGGCGAAACAUGUCGGAUGAUUAUGAAUUAAGCGACGACCCGAACAUGAUGAGAAUGGAGGAGGAUGGGGAGGCGAACAGUGACGACCCGAUGUCAGCGGCGGGGGACUGUGGCCUUAUGGGGGGGGAGGCCGAAGGAUCAAGGAUCGACGCCAGUAAAAACGAGGAGGAUGAAGGGAAGAUGUUUGUUGGAGGCCUCAGCUGGGACACGACUAAGAAGGACCUGAAAGAUUACUUUUCAAAGUUUGGGGAAGUCGUAGACUGCACGUUAAAGCUGGACCCCAUGACUGGACGGUCACGGGGUUUUGGCUUUGUGCUCUUCAAAGAACCUGAAAGUGUUGAUAAGGUUGCCUCACAGAAGGAACAUAAACUCAAUGGGAAGGUCAUUGACCCCAAAAAAGCAAAGGCCAUGAAGAGCAAGGAGCCCGUAAAGAAGAUCUUUGUUGGGGGUCUCUCUCCAGACACCCCUGAAGAGAAAGUCAGAGAGUAUUUUGGUGCCUUUGGAGAGGUGGAGUCUGUUGAACUUCCCAUGGAGAACAAAACAAACAAAAGGAGAGGUUUCUGCUUCAUCACAUUCAAAGAGGAGGAGCCAGUAAAGAAGAUCAUGGAGAAAAAGUACCACAAUAUUGGACUAAGCAAGUGUGAAAUAAAGGUGGCGAUGUCUAAGGAGCAGUACCAGCAGCAGCAGUAUUGGGGCGGCAGAGGAGGAUACUCAUCCAGGUCUCGGGGAAGAGGUGGCCCCAAUCAAAAUUGGAACCAAGGUUAUGGCAACUACUGGAAUCAAGGCUACGGAAAUUAUGGCAACUAUGGUUACAGUAAUCAAGGCUAUGGAGGAUAUGGUGGUUAUGAUUACUCUGGUUACAACAACUAUUAUGGCUAUGGUGACUACAACAGUGAGUAUCAAUCUGGUGGUUAUGGCAAGUCGCCACGGCGUGGUGGUCACACCAACAGUUACAAGCCGUAUUAAUAGGGGAAACCCUCCUCUUCAAGUAGCGGAGCUUCCUUGCAGGCCAUGAGCUGACUCCCAGAUACUCUCAGGGCCCGCUCAAUGCGGACCGGGUAUGAGAAGCAUACGCUCUCGAAUGCUGCCAUUUGGUAUGGUCUUCCAACAUCCUGUAUCAGCAUUUCUAAACUAAACAAUAUGGGACACGUCCAGCUUUGUCAUCUUUCUUUCCAUUUUAAUUUCUUUGCAAUUGUUUGUAAUGUAAAACGUAAAAUAUACACAUGUAAUUGUCAUUUUUUACAGGCCCUUACUCCCCCACAAGUAAUAAUUAUAAAUCUGAAAAAAUAACUUUGUUUUUUAAAGGAUACAUACAGCUUUCUCUGGACUUUCCAGUUCCUAAUGUAAAUAUAUAUGCAUCCCUAAUCUUAAUUAAAAUGCUUGUUUCUUUAUUUAGCUCUUGUAGCCAGUAGUCCAUGAGCUAAAACCUGGUUCGUAUUUGGACUCUACUGUGUUGGGGGAUAAAGUGCUUUAAUUUGUGUACAUGUAUUGUUCUGUUUUGUGUUACUCACAGCGAUGGAAAAGGCUCCUCUUUUUGUUAAUUUUCCUGUAACAAAUUUUCCUCUUAUAACCUUUAGUAAAAUGAGAAGAAUCAAAGUGUCACUACAUCUCCAGAAAUUUGCAUGUAAUGCUUUCUUUAAUGUGUAUUUUUGACCAAUCUGAACGUUUCUUCCAUUUAGUAUUUUUGGCUUUGACUUCUUCAAUUUAUUGCACUUCAAGAUCUCUAGCUUAACUUUCUAACUUUUUAUGUAAAAUGUUAAAAUAAUCGGUUUGGGUUUUUUUUCUUAUUUAUUUUUUUUUAAAUUACAUUGGACAUUAUAAACACAGGGGAUUCCUGUUGUUUUACAAUUUGACCCUUUUUUGUUUGUCUAUAGCUGAUUUGUUCUUGUUUGUUUUUCAUAGGUUUCAGAGUGAUGAAAGUCUGCCGUGCGCUGGUGGAGCGUUGGCCAGAGAGAUGAUGGUAUCCAGCAAAGAGUACUUAGUUAGUUGUAAGAAAGUACAAUGAGGAGCAUCAUGACCUACAGUACAUUUUUCUCUAUACCUACUGAGUAUUUCAUUGUUUUGCAUUUCUUUAGAUUGCUGCAAUUUGAGCAGUUUGUUUUCCUCAUCCCUCAUUUUUUGUACUUAAUGUUUAAAUGCUAACUUGUGAAUUGCUUCAUAUAUUCCAUAACUGAAAUGUAACAUUGGUUGGAAAAAAUCACACACACACAAACAGUACUGUGGUAGCAACGAUACAAAAUGCGUUAUUACAAUUUAUUAUCUUUAUCAUAGUCAUCAGUCAUAUAUUAAAUAUGUUAUUACAGAGUUUGACAGUCAUAAACAUACUAUAUAUAUAUAUAUACACAGUGUAUUGGACAUGAAGAAAUGCAACAAAUAAAAAUAAACACUCAUUUGAA